Onychostoma macrolepis is the source of this 1673-nucleotide messenger RNA. It is a transcript of the gene scn4bb, whose product is annotated as sodium channel, voltage-gated, type IV, beta b. The transcript is spliced from 6 exons. The coding region runs from base 547 to 1245 and encodes 232 amino acids. The record is from RefSeq and is a predicted model, not a curated record. NCBI's taxonomy places the organism in Eukaryota, Metazoa, Chordata, Actinopteri, Cypriniformes, Cyprinidae. Gene Ontology annotation, biological process: regulation of ventricular cardiac muscle cell membrane repolarization; cardiac muscle cell action potential involved in contraction; regulation of sodium ion transmembrane transporter activity. Gene Ontology annotation, molecular function: sodium channel regulator activity; transmembrane transporter binding. Gene Ontology annotation, cellular component: voltage-gated sodium channel complex; membrane.
AGCUGCAGUUGUCCUCAGACCUCCAGUGCUUCAAUGCUCUUCACUUCUGUUUUACUGUCUGGAUUGCGCGUGUCCCUCAAAAGGUGCGUCGGUGAGAGUGCGUGUAUGUGUGUGUGUCAGAGGGUGUUUGUGUGCGUGUCUGAGCAGUAUCAGGACCAAAGCACUGCGGAUUUGUGUGCAGCAUAUUCUGUGGACUGAUGCCCUCUGCUUCUCCAAACAGGACACACAGAUUUACCUGCUUAACAGAGGUCAGAGGGCAACCGAACAACCAAAAAACGGAGCCAAAUGGAGUUCUAGAAACUUCUUCUUCCCAGCUGGCCAGAUCUUUGUGCUUCCAGAUCUCUUGAGACCUGGACAGGCCUCUGACAGAAGGAAUCUUAUGUUUGAUGUUAAGAACUGCAAGCACAGAUUGAUCUAGUGCACUGCUGAGAAGCAUACAGGAGUCUUUGCCACCCAGGCAGCAUCUUGAGGACUUCUGGGAAACUGACAAAACUGGACUUGAACUGCUGAGGAAGACAAAAGAACGGAGAAGAAAGUGAAGUGAGGAUGGAGACACAGAGCAGAGGACGUCUGAGAGGAGGCAACGGUGGUGGUGUGCCUUCAGAAAGAACUGCGUCCUGUCUUCUGCUCACACUCAUCAUUGGCGUGUGUUGCGUUCAUGCUCUGGAAAUGUCUACUGGUAAGAUUCCAUUUCUAGAAGCAGUGAACGGCAGCACAGUCCUUCUGCCCUGCACCUAUGCCAGCUGUAUUGGGAUCACUAACCUCUACUUCAAAUGGGAGUUCAAUGAUAAUGGCACCAUGCAGAAGGUGGCUGAUUCUGUAAUUCCAACGGAUCAUGUGGAGCCAAAUAAAGUGAACGUUUACCGUGAGAGGGUGGAUUAUGUCGGCUCCAGUAAAGAAAAUAACAUCUCCAUCCUGCUUUGGAAUGUAACAUUUGAGGAUGCAGGCGUCUACACCUGCUUUGGCAAAAACCCCAAAGAGAAGGGAAAGAAUCACAGCGCCUUUUUCACUCUAUAUGUAGUAGAGGAAUUAAGGGAGGUUGAUAACACACUCACCAUCAUCAUUGCCUCCUGUGUUGGUGGAUUCAUCGCUUCGUUAAUGGCCUUCAUGCUGCUAAAGAACUUCACUCUGUUUGUUCUCGCAAAGAUUGAGGAAAAAAAUAAGGAGUGCCUUGUCACCUCCUCAGGGAUUGAUAACACAGAGAACGGUCUGUCGGGCUCCAAAUCUACACCAAAGAAAGCAUGACAGCGUGCAACCAAACACAGUCCCACAUGCACGUGAAAACAUGGAUCAGCCAUCAUGCGGUGCCCUCUCUUUUUAUUUACAUCCGUGUUUACAAAUGCUAUACUUAUGUUUUUAUGAUAUAGAGCAAUCAUAGUAUUAAACAUGAUUUUCAUUCAUAACAUUUGAAUGAUAUUCACGACUCAUUUUAAACAUUUAGUUGAUGCAUAAACAUGGAUAUGAAUAAAAAGAGGGGCAUAAUGUAUUUCUGCAUAUAUUUCAAUUUAUAUAUGCAUUUAAAUAUGCACCACACAUGCAGCCUCAUGCACUUUAGUUUCUUGGCCCACACCGAAUCUGUGGGCUGUAUUUAUUCUUACGAUAGAAAAAUGAAAUAUUUUCUUCAACAAUGCUUGACACAGGGAUAAAUGUACCUAUGCUAUUCAUUUAGUUCA